Messenger RNA from Cyclospora cayetanensis, 3591 nucleotides. RefSeq lists its product as uncharacterized. Gene Ontology annotation, molecular function: helicase activity. NCBI's taxonomy places the organism in Eukaryota, Apicomplexa, Conoidasida, Eucoccidiorida, Eimeriidae. The transcript is spliced from 16 exons. The record is from RefSeq and is a predicted model, not a curated record.
AUGGGGUCCUCUUACAGAGUCAGCCUCGAGAGAUCCGAGGCUCGCGUGGAGGAGGCCAGUGCGGAGGAGGAGGCACAAAGGGCUGAGCGGCUUGGAGCCGCUUGGCUCCAACGCUAUCGGCGGAUCGAAGGAUCCAGUUUGCUGCCCUCCGUUGAGCCGCUGAAUGAGCUGCUCCUAAGCCUCGACUUCUUCGCGGACUUGCGGGAGGAGGAUAGCAGAGCCCUCUUGGCAGAGCCUAAGGAUGAAGAGGCCCAUACAAAAGUCGAGAGCUCAGUUGCAGAGGCUGAAGCAGGCGCAUCUAAUGGCGUCCUUCAAGAAGAGGAUCCAGAAGAGGAAGCGCUGCUGGAAGAAAGACAAUCCCAAAUCUCCCACGAGGCACAACCGGCUGGAGAGGGCGUUGCCGAGUCGUACCGCGAAAUUCAAAAAAGCCACCAUUUGCGGGCGAUUCCCACAGUCAUAAAAAACGAACGUCAAUAUGUGGGGUUCUUCUUGCCUCUUUUCCUCCAAGAGGCCAAGCAAGCGAUUGCAAGGGCCAUCAAACUCGACCUCGGGCCCCCUGAGGAGUUUGUACAGCUGAGCGGCGAGCCAAGCGGGCCGUUUCUCUCCUUGUUGUUGAGCCGUUCUGGAGGUGCGGCUGCGACUCCUGCCGCGGGGUGUAAGUACUGUCACGGGGACUUGGUGCUUCUCUACAUUCCGGCGUCUACUACUACUAUGACUACUCAAGAGACGGUUCAUGAUGACGGCUCUGCCAGCGCCUGUCCGCGUGCAGCUGCCACCGAGGGGCCGAUUGCAAGGGAGCGGCAAAAAGAGCAUUCGGUGGGGGCUGCUGGCGGAAGCGAAGGGGAAGAGGCUGAGAGGGAUGCCGCACUGGCAAGCGCUCGGCCCCUAAGAGUGCGAGACACAGACUGUCACGUCCUGGGUGUAGUCGCCCAGGGGCAGCACGAGACGGUAACUGUGAAGGUCUUGACGCCCUCGCUUGGUCACAUGCAGCAGUCUUCUCCGAUGCAUGCGGAUUGCAUGGGGAACGCGCACCUCUGCUCAGUCUACAGCCCUGUCACCGGCAGGCCGGAAGGCUAUUUGCUGCCUAGGGAUAAGCGGAGGAUGAUCCGUCUAGCCAAAGCCCUCAACGCGCAAAGCACCAGCUGGACCGUCCACCGCCUCAUGUCUCUCACGACGUUGCAUAGGGAGUUUCAGGGCCUCAUGGCGCUCCCCGAUAUCCCGUUGAAGGCGAGUCUUUUCCGUGUGCCAGCGGAGGGCGGGGCCCCCCCUCGGAAGUGCCUCGGAAACAAACUGAAGACACCCUUGCAUAACCCCCUGCUAGAGGGUGUCGAAGACGCCAAGGAAGCCUCAGAGUCUGCUCAAGUCGACGCCGAUGCGAGGCUUGCAGAUCCCCAGGUAGGCGCUGCCAUGCCCGAGGCUCCUGCGGAGCCUCCGGCAUCUCUCGACACCCAAAGGCCUUCUUCGGGGGCUUCAGGGGAGGCGCCAUACCCCGAGAGGCGGCUCGUCAUUCCAGAAUCCUUGCGGACGCGUCUCGAGAGCCUCUACAACGCCAGUCAGCUAGCCGCCCUCGAGGACUCGCUCAAGGUUGAAGGCGUCACGCUCAUUCAGGGGCCUCCUGGCACUGGCAAGACCUCCACCAUCGUUGGGGUGGUUUCUGUUAUCCUCCACGCGCAGCUUCAGGGGCAGCAGAUCUCGGAGCUCGCGCCGCAGGAAGGGGUGAAGGAAUCAAAAACGGAGGAAAGCGAGAGGCUGCGAGCCGCGGCGUCGAGGUCAUCUACUCGCACAAAGAGUUGCCCUUGGCUCCAACCGGGCUAUUUGGCGUGGAUGGAUGCAGACGAAGUCGCCCUGGAAGACCUGGAUUGCCAAUUGAUGCUGCAGCCUGCUGCAGUGCCGACGGAACCCCCUAUAUGUCUUGCGCGAAAGCGCCACGAGCUGCAGCCGGUCCGCAUCCUGGUGUGCGCGCCGUCAAACGCUGCUAUCGACGAAAUCGUGAAGCGGCUCACCGCAGAUCCAGAGGCAGGCGGCGGCAUCUUUGAUGGCAACGGCGAGCGCUUCUCACCUGCUGUGGUCCGUGUUGGUCCUAACGUCCAUCCGGAUCUACUGCAGCACAGUCUACAGUACAAGGCGCUGCAGCGUCUGAAGGCGAGAGGCGUCACGAAUUUUGCUGCUCUAGCCGCGGCAAAGGCUGACGUGUUGCGGGAAAGCGUUAUUGUGUGCGCCACAAUAUCCGUCUGCGGCUCAACAGAUUUGACUUCCCUCGCGGAGUGCUUCGACACGGUCGUCGUCGAUGAGGCCUCUCAGGCAGUGGAGCUGGCCACCCUCAUUCCCCUCCGUCUUGGCUGCCGGCGGCUAAUUCUGGUUGGCGAUCCAAAACAACUGCCGGCAACGAUUUUCUCGCGUGUGGCAAUUCAGCUGCGUUAUGAUCGGUCCCUGUUCCAGCGGCUGGAAGGUGCCGGUCAGUCUACGAAUAUGCUCAGUCAGCAGUACCGAAUGCAUCCGACCAUCUCGCGUUUUGCCUCGAUCGCCUUUUAUGAGGGUCUAUUGCGGGACGCUGCACACCUGCCCAGCGGCCUGUGGACGCCGUUCCCGUCAUGGCACCGCCUGCCUAUCCUGCAGCCCCUCGUCUUUUUCAAUAUUGACAGCGAGCACAUGGAGGAGCAUACGUCCCUCGUCAACUACGUCGAAGCAGACUUCGUGCGGCAGCUUGUGGACUUCCUCCGUCGCCUGCUCUGUUAAAGACUAUCUGCCAUUUGUGCUUCUGCUGCGGUGCGCUUUCUCCAGUUCUUGGCUUGCGGUCACUCCAAGUGGGAGCACCGCUUAGCGGUGAUCAGCCCGUAUGCUCAACAGGUGAUUCUCCUUCGGCGGACGAUAAAGGCCCUCCUGGGGAUAUCUGACGGCAAGUCCUGUCCAGUGGACGUCAACACUGUGGACGGCUUUCAGGGGCAAGAGAAGGACUUCAUAAUCUUUUCCGCGGUGCGCGGCAUCCGGAGCGACACGAAGGAGGCGAAGAAAGGCACUGUGGGCUUCCUAGGGGAUAUGAGGCGGCUCAACGUGGCGGUGACCAGGGGCCGAGUAAAUCUGUGGCUUGUGGGGAAUGGCUGUUUCUUGCGGAGAGACAAAACCUGGGCCCGGCUGUACGCAUAUGCCAAAGACCGUCAAGCCCUUAUUUCUCUAAGCCGCCGCAACGCGCAACAUUCGGCGAUCCUCACCAAAUGGGUUGUUAAGUAUUGCAAGACGCGCCACCACGAGCGAAAACUGCUCGAGGAGCAUGCUCCCCGCUUCCUUGCAGAUCUGACCGAAAGUCUAAAGGCGAUGAGGGAGCGCAAACAGAAGCGGGGCGCGAAAGAGGACGAGGACCAGGGUGACGAGCUGCAGACUGAAGGGCCUGUCAGCUGGGAGGUGCCGUUGGAGGACUCGGGUGUUGACGAGGGCACUAAAGUUGGGGAGAUGAGGACUUUUCACGAUGUCGUUGAUGAUGGAUGCCUUGAUGAAGUUGCAGUUCAUUUGCGAGACGAGGCCCUUAAGAACGCUGCAGAAACUGAGAAUCCGCAGGCACCAGAGAAGGCAGACGCUGUGACCCCCUCAACAUGA